UGCAUUGUGGGUGUUUUUUAAAUUGAUCACGUGACUUCUUUGUGUGGCAGUCGCCGCAUGUAAUCAGGUCAGAAAACUUCUCGGAUUUAUUCUCUCAAACUCCAUCUAAAACUUAUUCAAGGAUCUCAAAACUUCGCAUGUCAAAGGAACAGAAUAUACACCACACAUUGGCCGGGUUUGGAGUAUGUGCGAAUGCUAGUUGGCGAGAAAUCAGAAGUUAAAGUGGCAGCACUUUUGUGUUCGAGGACGGAGGAAUAAUGGCGGUGGUGGGCCAAAGACACACCCGACAAAUGAUGGCUUUCCACGGUAAUGGUGUCUCUCAGCAUGCUAUUCUGGCUGCAGCUACAACUGUUCCAUAUUAUACUCCAGUUGUACCUACACAAGAAGUCCAGCCAGAUCGACCCAUCGGGUAUGGAGCGUUUGGAGUUGUAUGGUCUGUAACAGAUCCCAGGGAUGGUAAACGCGUUGCGCUCAAGAAGAUGCCAAAUGUCUUCCAGAAUCUGAUCUCAGCCAAACGUGUUUACAGAGAACUGAAAAUGCUGUCCCAUUUCAAGCAUGACAAUGUAUUGCUGGCUUUAGAUAUCCUCCAACCUCCACAAAUAGACUUCUUCCAGGAAAUCUAUGUAAUAACAGAAUUGAUGCAGAGUGAUUUACACAAGAUCAUCGUCUCUCCGCAACCUCUCACCUCAGACCAUGUCAAAGUAUUCCUGUACCAAAUCAUGAGAGGUUUAAAAUAUCUGCAUUCGGCACGAGUGUUACAUCGAGACAUCAAGCCUGGCAAUCUAUUGGUCAACAGCAACUGUGUUCUCAAGAUUUGUGACUUUGGUUUGGCGAGGAUAGAUGAGCCAGAUGAUAACAGACAUAUGACGCAAGAAGUCGUUACGCAAUACUACAGAGCCCCAGAGAUACUCAUGGGCACAAAGCAUUAUGGGUCUGCAAUUGAUAUUUGGAGCGUCGGGUGUAUAUUCGCUGAACUCCUUGGACGAAGAAUAUUAUUUCAGGCCCAGAGCCCAAUACAACAAUUGGAUCUCAUUACUGAUCUCUUAGGAACUCCCAGUCUGUCAGACAUGAAGACGGCCUGUGAGGGUGCCAAAGCACACGUCCUACGUGGCGGCACAAAAUCUCCAUCCAUGGCGGCACUUUAUACACUAUCAAAUCAGGCCACACAUGAAGCAGUUCACUUACUCUGCCGCAUGCUUGUCAUGGACCCAGACAAACGUAUCACCGCCACUGACGUGCUAGCUCAUCCUUAUUUAGACGAGGGCAGGUUACGUUACCACUCUUGCAUGUGUAAAUGUUGCCACAAUACGCCUGGUGGGCGCCAAUAUACCUCCGACUUCGAACCCAUCUGUCCAAAUCCAUUCAGUUACACAUUCGAGGAUGAGCUCACAUCUCUACACAAAGUCAAAGACAAGCUGUACAAAUUCAUACACGAGCAACAAAGUCACACGCGAAUCCCAUUAUGCAUUAAUCCAAGCUCCGUGGCCUUCAAGAGCUUCGCCAACUCUACUGUAGCACAACACUCAGAACUUCCCCCCUCUCCUCACCAGUGGGAAUAACUCCACCUGGUGUCAGAAAUCUGUACCAAAUAGUACUGCCCUCUAGUGGAGGUUUAUUAACUGAAGGUGCUGCCAUCUUGUGUGGAAUAUGGAAACUCACAGCUGAUGAUGUCAUACUUGUGAUGUCAUAGUAGUCCACAUACGUCUUAGUUUAAUGUUUUAUGCUUGUAAAUAUUUCACCACAAUUGACUAAGAGGAAAUGUGUGUAUGCGGAAUAAUUGUGCCAUUUUGCAUGAGGCACAUAUGAAAGUAUUAUUAUUAUAUACAAAAAGGAACAAAGUUGGCGGGGCCUUUUUAGCAAUGCAAGAUAACAAUGUCAAAGAGCAUGUCUACAAAAUUUGAAUUUACGACACGAAAAUUAGCUGCAGUGGAUUUUUAUUGCAAUGAUAUUAUUGGUGCAAAGACUAGAGGAGAUUUUAUGCAAUGUUUUUUUAUAACUACAAGCUUUAGUUGAAGUGAGUUAGGCAAUCAUACGUUCAACUUUGAGCAUAAUACAGUAACACAUACUGUAAAAUAGAGGAAGAUUACAUGUUUUACAGUACUGUACAACCCCUCUCCCUCAAUGUUGUCUCAAACAACGCAUUCCCAGUGAGCUAUUCACCUCUCAGAGGCAGCUUCGUAGUCAUAGGAGUUGCAGUACAUUCACACAUUUUGUAUCACAGCUGCCACUGAAAGGUGAAAGGUGUCACUAACAUGCGUCUGCUGUUUGCAUUUACACCCAAGGUAUUAUGGGUAAAACACAGUCCAAAAACUGCUCACACCACUUGAGAAUCUCCCCUUGAGGGAAGCAAUACCAACAUAAAAUGAAUAAAAUCUCAACUAAUUUAUUACUUCAUUUUAAAAAUGUAAUAUAGUUUUCUCUCACUAGAGGGAGUAAGAUUCUCAGUGGGAUACUCAUUCAUAGAUCUUGGCAGACGUCAUGUAGUUCUGAAAGUGCUCAAAAGAGGGAGUCUUGGGUGAUUAAUUUAGGGUCCACUUCUGCAUGUUGCAAUACAUCUAUUCUGCACGUUGCUGUAGAAACGCUAUCAAGACUGAGACAACAAGGUAUAUAGGAUAAUUUAUUCUCAUUUGAUGUAUAAAGUAUUUGAAAUUCAAAUCUGAUGUGUACUGAUUGGACGGUACACGGUAUUUAUAAACAUAUGUACAUUUGGAAACACUUAUUUAUUGUGGAGGUAUGAUAUAUCUGGUCUUUAUCCACACUUCAUGGCUACCUCUAAUAAAGAACAUACAACAAAGAAUGAAUCUGAAAUUAGGCGAGAAAUCAUUUGUGCAACUUUAGUGCAAAUCCUGUGUGAUUUUAGUCUCCGGAAAAUUGAGUCAGAACAUGUUAUUUAUUAGGGAGGUUGAGGUUCAUGUUUUAGGGACAACUUGUACGUGAAUGUGUAUAAUUGUAGUCCUCUAUAGAAAAUACCAUCCUAGUAUUUACUGGCCCAAAUGAGUACGAGGGAAGGGACUUUUUAUAAGGUUCCUAGAAAACCAUUUGAGAGUGGUUCAGUAAUUCCCGUGGGGUCAUAAUAUUUCACAUUCAUGUUAAAGUUCUCUUAAAUGCAUUGAACUCAACCUCCCUAUUAUUUACAAUGAUGCCUAAUGCUGAUUAUUAUGAAAUAAUGUGACAUAAUGUUUCGCUUACAAAUGAGAAUCUGACCAUGAUAUCAGGCACUCUGUAUAACUCCUGGGGUAUAGAGAGGCAGCAUGAGAUGUUUUGAUCAUUUAAAGAG
Molecule: messenger RNA, 3277 nt
Organism: Owenia fusiformis
Lineage: Eukaryota; Metazoa; Annelida; Polychaeta; Sabellida; Oweniidae
Source: the annotation of a GenBank genome assembly